AUGAGUGAUUAUCCUGAAUUAUUCAAAGAAUACAGUGAAUACAUCUCCUUGAUAAAUAGCCUUCAAAGCAAGGAUCCUGCUUCACUUGCUACAGCCUACUGGCUUCGCUGGUAUUGGGUGAAGGCGUGUGGAGAUAUCUGGACAGCCUCAAAUAAGUCCGAUUCUAAUGCUUAUAGAUAUUUGUCAGAUCAGAUUGAUAUUGUGUCUAAAAUAAAGUCUGGGAAUCCUUCCCUUGCUGAGAAGCCUGGAAAGGAUUCGUUUAUGAAGUAUGUUGCGGGCAAACGAAAUAUGGCUAUGGAUCUCGAAGGAAGACAGCAAUAUCAAGAAGCACUAUCUGUGUAUAAUGAACUUAUGCUUUUGUACCAGGCUGCCUCUAAGAUUGUUCCUGAGAAUGCAGAUAAUUGGAGAGUGUUGUCUAGGAAGACAAAGAGUCGAUUCAUUGAGAUAUAUAAAUGUCUAAAGGCUGGCACUCCUGUGCCCAGUAUGCCUCUGACCAAUUCGGUGAUUCGUCCAGGAUCCUCAUCAUUUGCCCCUAGCAAUAUGGGUAAUUCUAACUUCCCUGCUGCUCCUAGCAAUCCGAUUUUCUCCUCUGCUCCCAGUAAUCCCAGUUUCCCUGCCGCUCCCACUAACACGAACUUCCCUGCCGCUCCUAGCAAUUCUAACUUCCCUGCCGCUCCCAGCAACCCGAUUUUCUCCUCUGCUCCUAGCAAUCCCAGCUUCCCUUCUGCUCCUAGCAAUCCCAGCUUCCCUUCUGCUCCUAGCAAUUCUAACUUCCCUUCUGCUCCCAGUAAUCCCAGCUUCCCUGCCACUCCAACUAAUCCCAGCUUCCCUACUGCUCCUAGCAAUCCCAAUUUCCCUGCUGCCCCUACUAAUCCCAAUUUCCCUGCCGCUCCUAGCAGUCCUUCCUUCCCUCAGAACAAUCUCGGCAGCCCUUCCUUCCCUACUGCUCCCAGCAAUCCCAACUUCCCCGUCAGCGCUCCCUCCUUCCAGAUGGGGAAUCAGGAUCGUUUCAAUGGCGGCUACACCGGGUUUGCCGAGCCGUCGAACUACUACAACGUCGCUCAUAGCGCAAUCCCGAUGCAUCCGGAGGAGCCGCAGCCCGGCCUGCGCCGUUCUUGCUCUUCCAACUGCGACAGCUCUGCGGAGCGAACCCAGUUCGAUGAUGUUCCGCUGCCUGGAGACAGUCGCGACACUUGGGGCAAUCAGGGCAAUUUCCCGCUCAAUGGAGGCCGUCCGAUGGGAAUGCAGAGCGACUUCUCCAGUGGAGGCAAUCCAAUGGGUAAUUUUGGCGGCAACCGCAUGCCGUCGUAUGGAGAGAAUAAACAGCAACAGUUUGGUAUGGGAGGGAACGGCCAGUCCGCUCCUUCGAUGAAUUUUAUACAGGACUUUGGCGGGCAGACGACGAUCAUCCAAUCCGGACUGAAGAAUCGGCAGACAGGAUGGGAAAACAAUGUCGAGGAAAUGCUGAACUAUUACAAUCAAGAGGCAGAGGAAAUGGUGAAGAAGAACAAGCCGAAACUCGCGAAGGCGAUCUAUGAAGCGAUGAUUAACGCCUGUAAUUCGGAUCGAAGAUUUGCAAGCUAUGCGGAUUCUUUCAGACAGUGUAUUGCAAACUUGAAUUUGUGA
Molecule: messenger RNA, 1626 nt
Organism: Blastocystis hominis
Lineage: Eukaryota; Bigyra; Opalinata; Blastocystidae
Exons: 5
Coding region: 1-1626 (541 amino acids)
Source: RefSeq, a predicted model, not a curated record